UGGUCCGUAGCCGUCCUUUGUGAAAAGCGCGCAAAUUCGACUACGGUGCAUUUCAGCAUGUAUCAGGGUUCCGAGUAGUUAUUGACAAAAUUUAUGUAUUUUACUGUGUAAUUAUUUAUUAUAUGAGGAAAUAGUGUGUUGAAGGAAAGCACCAGCAGACGUACUGUACUAGAUAUGGAAGAUUUCACGUAUUAUAGCAACCACAGCAACAUGAGUUAUAUGAGUGAUUCGUCGGAAUCAGAUGCGCUCGAUCAUGAAUACAACAUUCCAGCUGCAAAAGGAGGCAAGAAAAACAUCAACCGAGGACGAUGGAGCAGAGAAGAGGAUGAGAAACUCAAGAAAAUGGUGGAUGCCCAUAGUACAAAUGACUGGAAGGUUGUAGCCAGUUUUUUUCCGGACCGUAGUGACGUGCAGUGUCAGCACAGGUGGCAGAAAGUUGUUAAUCCUGAACUUAUCAAGGGACCUUGGACUAAGGAGGAGGAUGAAUAUGUUGUAAAGCUAGUCAAGCAGUAUGGGCCAAAAAGGUGGUCACUGAUUGCCAAGCACUUAAAUGGCCGAAUAGGAAAGCAGUGUAGAGAGAGAUGGCACAAUCAUUUGAACCCUGACAUAAAGAAAACAGCUUGGACAGAGGAGGAGGAUAGACUAAUCUAUGAGGCACAUCAAAAACUAGGGAACCGAUGGGCUGAAAUUGCCAAGCUGCUUCCUGGAAGAACUGACAAUGCUAUUAAGAAUCAUUGGAAUUCUACAAUGAGACGGAAAUACGAGGAGGAGGAGGCACAAAAAGAACAGGGUAUGAAGUCACAUCACAUGCUCCAGCAUGUGCAGAAGCAACAACAGCAGCAGCAGCAGCAGGUGGCUGUUUCUCAGACUCCCCUGAGUGUGCCACAACCCCCUCCCCCAUUACAUCCACCACCUGCCUAUGUACAGCAUCAACAGCUCUACCAGGCAGCUCCAAAUCCUCAUCAGAACCUGAUGGUGAACCAGCAACACAGUGAGAAUGUCAUCGCUGCUACGGCGAAUCAGUUCCAUAGCCAAGCACAUUUACAAAGUGCAUGGCCACAGAACGCCUCCUAUACUCAACAAAGUCAAGUACCAGAGUUUGAAUCACCGAUACGAUGGAAAGUAAACGGGAAUGGGUUUCUCUCUCCCCUCAGAAACCUUAUGGGAGAGAGCAACAUGCUGAAUAGCAGCAGUGAUGGAUUUGCUGAUAUCAGUGCUUUUGAUCUAUUAAAUGGUGCAGAAGUUGACCCAAGCAUAACACCCAUCAAGUACACCGCACUAAAGGACAAGAAAGUUGAAUACAGAUUUGAUGGCAACUCCAUGCACCACCUGAAAAACUCUACUCAAAUGCAAGGCCUAAUCCCGAUUACACCUCAGAUAGCUUCACAUCUACCGGUACCAGCAAUCUUAUCAAAGAAGGAACGACUGCAGAACUCUGUUGGGGAUGCAAGCCGUACGGACGUCAGCAUGCGUUCGGAGUUGACGCACGAUGACGACGACAAUGAUAACGAAGACGAGAUGAGCAUAAACAGUAGCGUUGAAGCAUCUAGCAGUUAUAUGGACGUGACAGUAAAGACAGAAGGUCGUAGCCCACAAAAGCUUACGCCCAUCAAGACUCUGCCUUUCUCACCAUCACGGUUUCUGAACAGUCCGAUCUCGUUCAGUCACAUGCACAGCUACACGUCUACCCCAGUAUGCAGCACAUCGUCCGCUACCUUGACGCCCGACACUCAAUUCAGCUCCCUGCUGAGGAGUGCUGAUCCUAUGAUUGUUGAUUCUGAUAGAACGCAGCUGACCACACCAAAAGUCAGGAGAACUUUGCUUGAACAGGCUCCAAAAACUCCAACCCCAUUCAAGAAGGCAAUGGCAGCUUUAGAACAAAAGAGGGGACCUGUGAAGACACUGCCAUGCGGUGCCACUCGGCUGGACGACAUAGAGGAAAUCAUCAGUGGCGACGCGUCAGCUGGUCGGAUCUCUUUGUUCGGCUCUAUAGGGGAAACCACAAUGGGGAUGAUCAAGCGAGUCCCAAACAAGGAGAACAAGUCCCCUAUGAAAAAAGCACGGAAGAGUUUGACGGAUAAGUGGUCAACUCCUGGUGAGAUUGGAUUCAAUUCGCAGGACACCUAUCCAGGCAUCAUACUUGAGACUCCGAGCAAGAUGCUGCAGACUCCGCCUGACACAUCACUCAUGUUCUCUCCGCCGUCCAUCUUGAGAGACAGUAUGACCACUGGUCAGCAGUCUCUGAAUGAUGGCUUUGUGUGCGACGAUGGUGUGGCCACAGAGCCGGAUAGCAGCAUAACGAACAAGCGGCGGCGACACAGUGAAUCACUGGGAAGCCAGCACAUCGAGUCUCCUACUGUGGAAUUGCCAACCGUCGUCAAGUUGAGCGUUGAGUGGGAGAAAGUUGCCUGUGGCAAGACAAAGGAUCAACUGGAGAUGGUGGAGCAGGCUAAGCAGUGGAUAGAGGAAGUAAAACCACAGCCACUAAUCCAUUAAGGUUUAAACAUGGUGGUAGAACCAUCUGGGUCAUCACAUGCAUGCAUGUAAAUUCCGUCACAGCUGUUCCAUCGGAGCAGUAGAUUUGGCGAGAAUAUGAAACUUUGCAGCAUGUUUGUGUAUAGAUGGUGUGAGACUGCCCAGAGCAGGGUAUUUUAAUCUGCGAGCUAGACUGGAUUUGAUUACAUAUCGGAGUCGAGUUUUAUGCAAAAUAUUUUAGCUGCACAUGUCCGUUUAAGGGAAGUAAUGUUAUUAUGUUUGUGAAAAGAAAAGAAAAAAUACGACUUCCAGUAGGUUGAGGUGAGUUUGAGGAGAAUAUAUAGCCAUGUCUUGUUUUCUCUGUAACCACAAUGAUUCGGUUUUUCUAAGCAAAUUCAUGGUUAAUCUGCCCUGAAUACAAUAAAUGUCAUGAGUCACUGCUUGAAGUAACGUCACUAGGUCUUAUAGCAAUGAUCACAUUUGAUUUCAUAUCCGUCUUAAUGGCUGGUAUGUGAUAUCAAUACUAAGCCCAACUUUAGAAUAUGACAAUUAAUAUUUUCGCUAAACAGUCCAAUUCUUCAAAAUCAUGCCGACGAAAAUUUUCUAUUGGCCUUCACCAAAUUAUUUUUUCUUGUUAUGUCCUCUUUAUGAAUAGUGCUUAUGUAUAAUUUUUAUGUGUGGAGGAAAUGGCAAAGAUUUGUUUACGUGCUGACCAGUUGCUGGGUAGCUACAAUCAAUAAAUCAUUUGCAGGUGGGCUCAUGUCAAUAUUAUAGAACUUGAGGCGAUAGGCACAGAGCAGUGAUUUCAUCACAUGUUGUUUGGCAUUAAGCAGUGUCAUUUAAUCGAAGAACAGCCGCGAAACCAUGCUGUGCACAUGGAAGCGUACUGGGGUGUGAUAUAGGCUUGCGAUGGUAGCUCUCGCCUAUAUCACUCAUAGCUGCUGUUAUAGUGAAAGACUUACACGGCAGCAUAAUCUAAACUCUAAAACGCAUGUAUGUUUGAGGUUAGGAUUAUAUUUACCAAUCUGCAAAUGUAAAAUGAGCUACCAAAAAUCGUGUAUGGUAGACUGGUACAUUCACGUUAGGUAUUUAACCUGGCACUGUUUGAGUCCUUGGUCUAUAAUAUUUCAGCGGUUUUGCAGUGAGUCUAGUGGAGAUCCUGCUAUUGCACUUCUCAGACAAAUAUGUGGUAUAAAAAAUGAUUAAUUGGUAAUAUCGUGUAAAAUCGAUUUAAAGGAAGUAGCAUUCCCAGUCUACGAUAUGCACUUUUUAAAGGGAAAUUUUUCACGCCAUUGGAGUGAUUUUAAUGUCUAUAUAUUCCUGUCGUAUUUUAUGCCGAUCACCAAUUUAAGUGGAACAUUGAAAGGUGCAAUAGUUGGAGUAAUCAGACUCGUUGAGUGAUGACUGCUCGGCUAGCUAACACCGCUUACAGUGACUUUUUGGAUCUAAGGUGUGAAGUGGGGCAACCUGUGGAACACAAAGUCGCACUGAUUUCCUGUGAUCUCCUCCACUUAACUUUUAAGAAUUGAAAUGCGGAAGAAUGCUUGGUUUCUCCGUGUUUCAGAGUUCCACCACUAGCACUGGACGGUUGAGAACUGUUCAUCGCACUUACUGAUAUUGACUUGUCUCUUGAAUAUUUAUUUAUGUAGUUGUUUAGUUGUUGCAUGGUUCCUUUUAGAUACUGAUCAUGGGUGUGUAAAAUUCUACCUGGAUCUAUGUUUGUGUUAUCAGAAUUCUGUUGAUAUAUUUAUGAUGCUGGUUGUGUAAAGUAAAUUAAGAUGAAAGGUGAGUGCGUGUGUAGAAUAUUUGUAAAUAGAAGGCGUGAGUCGAAGGACCGUCUUCCUCGACGUGCCUUAAGGAAUAUAAGUGUGCAGAAUGUUUUGUUCACCAGUUUCAUACGAAACAGCCUCGGUGCAACUUGGAAAUUGCUAUGCAAUGCUGUCGAGCAAUGAAAGAAGUCUCAGUUGCUCUCAUAGCUGGGACGUGAUGGAACAUUGAAUGUUCUGAGAGCGAGUUGGUUCUGUACACCUUAAGCCAUUGGGCAAUGGGGCGCUCCGUGACAUGUGAUUGCGAUUGUGUGACUAGGGUACAGGAAGAUUUGCUGCGGGUAUCAACAUAAAUAUUAAUAUUGCUAAUUCACUUCUAUCCAUCCUGUGUACGUGAGAGUGUGCAUGCCUGUAAGUGUAUAUCUGCAUGGAUCCAUGCAUAUAAUUUGUGUGCACUCCUUUUGGGUAGUAGUAGGUUAGUGUAUAACUAUACAGUUCUACUCUGUUGUCUCUUAUAUUAUUCUGUUUCCUGAGCAUUUCGUAGGCCUGUGUUUAACAAACACCAAAGCUGUAUUUGGUUGUCUAUAAAGCAAAACAGAAAAGUGCUGCAAGCAGCCACAAUAGAAUCCACAUGAGUGCAUUUGUGACAGGUACCUUCCACUAGUCAAGACUGCAUGAGUUUCACUUAUCAAUGCUGGGGUUACAGUCAACUGAUCCGCAGCCAUUACUGCUGUUGUGAACACACCUUACUGAUGUCAUGUCGCCCAUUUGAUUAGUGUCAUGCACGUGGCUAGGUGAAAGAGUGACUGAGGCAAAAUAAUUUUUAUUUAAGUAGCUCAAAGCUUUUGAUCGCCUACUGGUUUUUGAUACCUAGGUUAUUCAAAUUAAUAUAAACUAUGGCGUCAGCCUAGCUGAAUGCUGAUGUCAAAGUAUUCAUUAUUGUAGCAAUUAUAUAUGCACAACCAUGGUGACCACUCCACAAGGCCACAUAGAUGCGGUCUUACUUUCCCCAUGGGGCACAUAGAUGUAGUGAUACAUGCCAUACCAAUCAUAUAUUCGUACAGUAAAUGGGCAAUAACAUGUAAUUAAAACUGUAAUUCUGUGAGGUCUCCUGCUCGUUUGAACGAGAAUGAACAAUAGUUACUUGAAAAGCAUAGGUGCCCUUCCCUCGCGGGCUUAAAGACUUCAGGUGACAACAAUUUAUUAUGUAGUUACCUCCUAUGUUCUACUUGUCAAUAAGAGAACCCUGACCACCAUCACCAUUAGACGUUCGUGUGAUCUCGUUGGCCCCAUCAGAUGUACGAAAAAUUCCUAUACGUAUUGGUGAUGGUCGGAACUUGCACAACAAACCGGAAAAUUGUAUGGAAAGUAUUUUUACAAUAUGUUCACAUUUUUAUAUAAAAUUGUAUUGUAAUGUGUUCGUUGUGAAAGCGAAUAUAUGUAUGCGGCAGAAAAUUAUGGGUAAUUGUGUAGGUUUUGCAUCUAUUAGGCUCAAAUAAAAGGGUGAAAAAACA
Molecule: messenger RNA, 5755 nt
Organism: Priapulus caudatus
Lineage: Eukaryota; Metazoa; Priapulida; Priapulimorpha; Priapulimorphida; Priapulidae
Product: transcriptional activator Myb-like
Exons: 16
Coding region: 175-2496 (773 amino acids)
Biological process (GO): regulation of DNA-templated transcription
Cellular component (GO): nucleus
Molecular function (GO): DNA-binding transcription factor activity, RNA polymerase II-specific; RNA polymerase II cis-regulatory region sequence-specific DNA binding
Source: RefSeq, a predicted model, not a curated record